AUGGAGGACGGUCAACCCUCCAAGAGACGGCGACGCAGUCGCAAAGUCCUCUCCGAUCGGAAGUUCGAAUGUACCUUCGAAGGCUGUGGAAAGAGUUACUCGCGCGCCGAACACCUCAGUCGCCAUGCGCUGAAUCACACCCCGAAACAGAUUUAUCGUUGCGAUUUCCCAAACUGCUACCGAUCCUUCGUGCGCCAGGACCUUUGCGCCCGUCACCGCGAAAGGCACUCCACCAGCGGCUCCCAGCUUCAGAAACGCGACCAGUUCGAAAAUGAUUCCAAGACCUCCCCCUCUUCGUCGCCCGCGAUCACCCUGCCGGAAUACUUCGUGGGCUCCGAGGAGCCUAAAUCAGUCUCCACGUACCCUCUCACUACUGGCGUGGAGAGCGAAAUGCCAGUCCCGCAGUACUCAGAUUUCCCUGCCGUCCUCGACCAGCCUGAUAAUUUGAUUGAUCUCGACUCCAUGUCUUACCCAAUAUUCGGCGGGGAGACAUAUAAUCGAUCACCGUUUGCCAUGGCCGAUGAUUUUGCGGCCUGGCUGUUCAAACCAGUUCUAUAUGAACGAGCCCCCUAUAGCAAUGACAACUUUUGUGCUGUCAUACCACAGCACCCGAUGAGCGUGACGAGUAUUCUUGACUCGGGAGCACCGCCGGCUAUCAUUUCAGAGGAAAAGCGCCAAGAGCUCCUCGUAUUGAUGUCGAGCCGCUUCAACGAGGCUGCAUAUGCAGCAGGCGCAAAAAGAAAAGAUACCCUCCUGGAUGGAGAUUUGACUGACGACCGACAUGUUCUUAGCCUGCGUAUGAUGCAGACGUAUAUUGGUUCUUAUUGGUACCAUUUUCAUGCACAACUGCCGAUCCUGCACCAGCCUACUUUCGUUGCCGAUCGAACCCCAAAUCUAUUAUUGCUGGCUAUCAUUGCCAUCGGCGCUGUCACCUUGGAUAAAAUCCAUGGCCACGCGGCUACAGAAGCAGCGGCGGAAUUGGCCAGUUUUAUUGCGUGGCAUUUGCGCUGGGAGAUCUUCAUGGAUGCGGAUUUCCGACCCCCGGCCCGACUCUGGGUCUUCCAGUCCUUACUUUUACUGGAAGUCUACGAGAAGCUCUUCUCUACGCGUGCUCUGCACGAGCGUGCACACAUCCACCACGAUACCACCUUAACACUCAUGCGUCGAGGCAGCUCCCUUAUCGGUAGCUCAUCAUUCGAUACACCCGAAAGUAAAGAAGAAGACGAAUCAUGGUCAACAUGGAUCAAAGCAGAGGCUACUCGUCGAGUAGCGUUUGCCGCCUUCGUACUGGACUCCACCCAUGCGACAAUGUUUGGUCACUCUGCAAAAAUGGUUGCCCACGAACUACGCCUCCCUCUGCCCUGCGACGAGGCUCUGUGGGCAGCUACCAGCGCCGCAGAAGUCGCCCGAGUUCAGUCCAGCCUGCAGUCCCAUGGUGUCCGACCUAUCAUGUUUUUAGACGGCCUUAAACGCACACUCAACGGCCAACCUGUCCGAACGAAUGCGUUUGGUCGAAUCAUUCUCAUGUCCGGUCUCCUCAGCGUCUGUUGGCAUCUUAACCAACGUGACCUGCAAAUCACCUCUCUAGGCGUUGGCCAAACACUCGGUGGAAGAGACAAGUGGCGUACCUCUCUCCUCCGCGCGUUCGACAACUGGCGUCGAGACUUCGACGAAGCACUUGGUCCGUCAACCUCUGAGUCGCGCAAUGUUCUUCACGGCCUCGCCCAUAUGGGGUCUCAUGUUGAUAUUGUCGAUCUUCAGGUCUAUGCAGGCGCAGGUCGACUCAUGGGUCGCUCUAUUACGGCCCGCGAUCAUCGCGCAGCACGAGAAAAGACCGAACGCUGGGCCACCAAAGCCUCCGCCCGCGACGCAACCUUCUAUGCUCUGAAGUUCCUCUCCGUUUGUUUCUUAGAUCCUACCACGCAGCCCGGUGAAUAUGCCGCUCGUGACGAUUACCUCCUCAAUAGACCCUGGGUGAUGUAUUUUGCUGCAUUGGUUGUCUGGACAUAUGGAUUUGCGUUGGAUGGUCCGCUUCGACCUCCACCCAUAUUGGCGACAGUCGCCGAUCGCGAACACGACAUGCAAACUUUCCUCCACCGCGUAGGCGAGAUUCAGGAGCCGAAUGAAUUAGAGGCUAUGACGGGUCGCAAUGGGUGUCUUGGCCUAUUGAUGAUCUUGCGAGACUCGUUUGCCAAACCGCGCUGGGAGCUACUGGGCGAGGCAGCGCGGCUGCUGGACAGCUGUAUCACAAAGCUGCAGUCAUGA
This is a messenger RNA of Penicillium brevicompactum, 2265 nucleotides long. RefSeq names its product putative C2H2 finger domain protein. Lineage: Eukaryota; Fungi; Ascomycota; Eurotiomycetes; Eurotiales; Aspergillaceae. Gene Ontology annotation, cellular component: chromatin. Gene Ontology annotation, molecular function: RNA polymerase II cis-regulatory region sequence-specific DNA binding; zinc ion binding; DNA-binding transcription factor activity, RNA polymerase II-specific. The record is from RefSeq and is a predicted model, not a curated record. Gene Ontology annotation, biological process: regulation of transcription by RNA polymerase II; DNA-templated transcription. The coding region runs from base 1 to 2265 and encodes 754 amino acids. The transcript is spliced from 2 exons.